ACUACUGCGCUUCAGACCGAAUGUUGACAGGGACGAGAGAGGAUUGUCUAUCAGUGCGUUCUGUGAGCUGUCAGUAAAGAACUAAGUCCAGGUUUAUUUAACGCUAUUUAAUGUUUCCUUUUUUUAUCCAUUCUAAUGGCGUGAAUGGGGGAUUUCCCACCAGUUUGUGUCUUUCUUCGUUUGGUCCUGUCGCUGGAUAAUUUUGGAUGCAAUGGGAAUAGGAAUACGUGCGCCGUGGUCUGAGGCAGCAGGCAGCAGACUCCGUGUCGAUCUACUGUAGUAGCCUUGAUGGAAACCAUGUCUCCCCAGCAGGGAACUAUCGGACAGAAUAGGUCUGGCUCUUUGACAGGGAACAGCAAGUUCUGCGCGCUACCAGACAGCAAAAAGCAGAUGAAGACCCUGGCCCACCGAAGACAGUCCGCCCCCUCCCUGGUCAUCAGCAAAGCUCUUACCAAAUCACGAAGCAUGUCCAGGGAGAACUGCCUGUCCCCAGUCAGCCCAGAGAAGUGUCCCCUGGUGCAGGCGUUCCUCUCUCCAUGGAGGGUGUUCCUGGCCCACGCCCACACCCAGCUGCAGACCGGUUUACAGACGCAGGAGAGACACCUCUUCCUCUUCACUGACACACUCCUUAUCGCCAAGGCCAAGUCGUCCACACACUUCAAGCUGAAGGCUCAGGUGCGUAUGUGUGAGAUGUGGACAGCAGGCUGUAUGGAGGAUGUGUGUGAAGGCACCACCAGUCCAGAAAGGAGCUUCGUCAUGGGCUGGCCCACUUUCAACUGUGUCGCCACAUUCAGUUCUGUGGAGCACAAGGAGAAGUGGCUUUCUCUCAUCAAAAGUCGAAUAAAUGAAGAGAAAGAGAAGAUGACCAAGACCAUUCCUUUGAAAAUUUUUGCAAAGGACAUUGGGAAUUGUGCUUAUGCUAAGACUUUAGCUGUCAGUAAUUCCGACAGCACCACUGAUGUAAUCCGAAUGGCACUACAGCUGUUUGGCAUUUCGGGCUGUGUGAAAGACCACCAGUUGUGGAUGAGCUCCUGUAAGGAUGACUCCCCCUAUCCUCUGAUUGGGCACGAGUUUCCCUUCAGUAUCAAGAUGAGUCACAUUCGACUUCCUGCGGAACGUUCCAGGCAGUCUGCUUUGUGUGGAUCUGUAUGAGCAGUGGGUUAGAGUGAUGGAGCGAGAGGAGGGAGAGGAGAAAUGGCUAGCCAUCCAUAGGUUAGUCCAUCUUCUGCCCAGUGAAAACCUGUUGCUUCUCAGACACGUGGUUGCCGUGCUCCACUGUAUUCAAGGAAAUGCAGAAGACAACCAGAUGAAUGCCUUCAAUCUGUCUGUGUGCAUCGCUCCCAGCAUGCUGUGGACACCAGCCCCCUGUAGCCCACGGGGGGAGGGGGAGGCCACCAAGAAGGUCUGUGAGCUGGUACGGUUCCUGAUUGAGAACUGCAGGAAGGUCCUGGGAGAUGAUGUCACCUCUCUGUUUGGUGCAUUCCCUCAGAAGAGCAACAGCAGCGACCACGGAUCAGAUGUGUCAUCUUUCCAGAUGAAUGACUCAUCCUACGACAGCCUGGAGAACGAGUUAAACGAAGACCCAGAGUCACCCUUCCAGGAGUCCCUCCCUCUGAGGGACAAGGCCAUGCCAGACAGCCACAGCAGAGACUCUGUCAUCACGCUGAGUGACUGUGACCCAGACCCUGACCCUGACCCUGACCCUGAGGAUGACCUCCUACAUCUCCCUCCACUGCCCAGACCCAGGAAGUUCACCUCCGUCGUACGCCAACCACAGCCACGUCAGUCCUUUGUCCAAUCACAUGGCCCUCGGAGGUUACGACGCAGCUCGGAGCCCGCCCUCGGACACACCCCCGGAGCUCUGAUUGUCCAAUCAGAUAAGCACAGUUUGGCAUCACGUAAAGCAAGCUACGAUGCGGCGAUGGAGGGAGAGGAAGAAGAGGAGGAGGAAGAGGAGGAUGAAGUAUUUCUGAAGCAGGGGCUCAGGGCUCUGCAGCUGAAAGACAUUGUAGUCACAGGUGGAGAAAGAGGAGGGGUUGGAACUCUUGGGCGGAGGAAGCUGAGGCACGCCCCGCCCCCUCCUUUACGAUUGGAUGCAAGCUGCUCCAGCCUGUCGUCCCCGGCGACCUCCCCCACAGGCUCCUCCCUCAGCUCCUUAGACUCCGCCUUCUCCCAGUAUUCCACGGACUAUGUCACCAGCGCAGGCUUCCAUUUGGCUGAGCCUUCCCCCCACUCCCCACUCUCACCCCGCUUCCCCCUCUCACACCUCUUCCCCCUCUCACCCCGCUUACCCCGCUCCCCCCAGGGCUCACCCCCCAAGAGAGACACAGUGGACUGUAGCCAAAGCCACCCCCCCCACUCCUCCCGGACCCCGUCCACCCACCACGGCCUGCACCCCAACACUUGGUUCAAGAGGGACCGACGGCUGUCGCUUCGGCAACCCGACAACGGACACCUGGAGGAGGAAGUGGGGGAGGGGGAAGGGGAAGGGGUUAGCCUCCCAAAAUCCCCAGAGGUUAAAGGUGUAGAGGUGACCACCAAAAGGAGGUCCAGCAGCCCUCCAUCCUACCAGCAGGCUAUCCUACAGCUACAGGGGAGUAGGUCUCCUUUCUACAGAGGCACAGAGAAACCCCUCACCGUAAAGGAGCUACGGCUGCUACACAACCAGUCCUGCAAAGUCACCGACAGACCCCCCACAAGAAGUGGCGUCACCCAGCAGCCCACUGGAAUAGAAAGUGAGGUCAUCCAGCCCCCCCAGGGUGUGUUCUAUGGACAGAGUAGCUCAACACUUACCCUCCAGAGGCAUAAGUCUCAUUCCCUCACCCCGGCCAUGGAGGCCAGCCGCAAGGUCCUCACCAUGCCUCGCAGAGCCUCAGAGCCCUCAUGCGUGACAGAUGCAGCCUCCAGCCUUACCCUGGAGAGGCCCAGGGUCAAGUCCCGGACCCACAGGGUCAAAGAUCAGCAGCUCCCUGAGAGCGGACUUAGAGUCUCUGACGUGGAGCCACAGUGCAACGGAGCAGGCCCAAACUCAGAGCCAGGGAUCUGCCUAUCACCCUCCACCACGCGGGCAGUGAGGGACUACUUUUCCUCGCAGGGGCGGGUGAAUGCAGACGCAUGCCUGGGUAGGAGUCAAGAGGUGGCUCUGGCCCUCGUCCAGGGGAAGAGGGAGUGGCAGAGCAGGAAGUGUAGUGACCCGUGUGUCGACGACUUUGACCAAAUGUUCUUUGCUGAGGAGUCCUACGUUUAAUACAUUCAAGAGGAUUUUAAGAGUGUCUGGGUUUGUUUUAUAUGGCUGGUCAAUGUUGUUUAUAGCAUAUCGUUUGUAUGUUUAUAUGGUCUUGUUGUUGGUGUUUAUAUUGUCAUAUAUGUACAGUUAUUUUCCCCUGGUCAUAGUAGAUGUUUGGUUGUGCUUGAGCUCUGUUUCCGCAUGUCUGUCGUUCAACAACAGGUAGAGGUCUAUAUUUAUGUUCAUGUGAUGCUUUGUUAUAGUGUWGUACGACCUGUAAGAAAUCAUAUGUGUAUUUUUGUACAUGAUGCCAAUCCUGCUGCUGUACUAUAGAGUAUAUUUGCUACAGAACACACCGUUUGUAUAUCUGAUGUCUAAUGCUUAUGAAAAUUAAUUAUAACGAUUAUAAUAAAACGUUGCUCUUGUGAAAGUA
Molecule: messenger RNA, 3659 nt
Organism: Salvelinus sp. IW2-2015
Lineage: Eukaryota; Metazoa; Chordata; Actinopteri; Salmoniformes; Salmonidae
Source: RefSeq, a predicted model, not a curated record